Ylistrum balloti is the source of this 1636-nucleotide messenger RNA. RefSeq names its product transmembrane protein 144-like. The coding region runs from base 83 to 1237 and encodes 384 amino acids. Gene Ontology annotation, cellular component: membrane. Gene Ontology annotation, molecular function: carbohydrate transmembrane transporter activity. NCBI's taxonomy places the organism in Eukaryota, Metazoa, Mollusca, Bivalvia, Pectinida, Pectinidae. The transcript has 10 exons. The record is from RefSeq and is a predicted model, not a curated record. Gene Ontology annotation, biological process: carbohydrate transmembrane transport.
AACCGGAAGUGUCAAUGGGAAUCAGCUGUUUGUGAGGGAAUUGUGUGGAUACGGUUGUCCACCAGGAGAAACCACUGACGUCAUGAAUUCGAACACAACCACGUUGCCCAUCAACGGCACGACGUUGAACCCUGCGAGUGAUGACGUCAUAGCUCCCCAUUGGGGGUAUAUCUCCGCGGCUGCAGCUGUCAUAAUUUUAGGAAAUGUUGUGGUGCCAAUCAAACGAUUCGAAACUGGUGAUGGUUUAUAUUUUCAACUCAUGUUUUGUCACGGAGCCCUCUUCGUUGGCGCCAUCGUACAGCUGUUUCGAAGCCAAGCUGAAUUCUAUCCCAUCGUCAUGCUUGGCGGUGUGGUAUGGAUAACGGCCAAUCUAUUCAUGGUGCCUAUCGUGAAAGCCAUAGGCAUGGCACAAGGGAUGUGUGUGUGGGGGAUCUGUAAUAUGCUGAGUGGCUGGGCUACGGGCAGGUUCGGGUUGUUUGGUAUACAGAAGGAGGAACCUGAUUCUAUCCUACUAAACUAUGUUGGUGUCCUGUUCUGUAUAAUAAGUGCUGUGAUAUUUUCAUUCCUGAAACCAGACAUUCGCAAGGUUAAAGAACAAAUACAGACAACCUUCCCAACUAACCCUUCUGGGCACUACAACAGUAUUGAUCCUAUAAACAGCGCAGCGACACCUAGAUCUCUGUCGGAAGAGAGCUUGUUGAUAACGCCAACCAUCAAACACACGGAGGAAGUGAAAAUCUUUAUUGAUAAAUUGCCUCCAACCAAGAAAAAAAUUAUAGGCAUUGCCAUGUCUGUGGUGUCGGGAGUAUUGUACGGUCAGACAUACACUCCGUCCAUCUACAUACAGCAGUCACGUAAAGGCUCCAGCCAGUUUGGAAUGGACUACGCCUUUGCCACGAUGUGCGGACUAUUUGUAGGAAAUACAGUUUACUUCUCUAUAUACUGUUUUGUGAUGAGAAAUAUACCUCGGGUCUAUCCUCGAGCAAGCUUCCCGGGCCUACUAACCGGACUCUUGUGGGGAACAGCCAGUUCUCUCUGGUUUCUAGUCAACGACACGCUGUCAGAAGAUGUCUCCUUCCCGAUUAUGACUACUGUGCCGAUCGUUAUCAACGCCACAGUGGGCGUCGUCUUCUUCCGGGAAAUCAAGGGCAAAAGGAAUCUAUGUCUGCUGUUUCUCGGGAUAGCAGUGACAGCUGCAGGGGCAGCAAUGUGUGCGCUGUCCAAACGGCCAGUAUAACUUAUAGUCCUACAUCCUCAAUAACCAGUGCAAUAUGUUGGGCAAGUGUUAGUAGUCCCAAUAUCAAAUUACUCGUACCGGAGAACUCUAGGACAUUAUUAACAUUCCAAUUUUUACUAUAAUUAUCCUCUUCAGGACUAGUUUUCAAAAUGGCCAGUCACAACUCGUAAUGCUUGGACCAAUGUUCUCGGCAGUGUGUUCUGUCUUUCAGAUAAAUGAACGUAUGUGAUAGACCUUUGUCUCUAGAUACGGCUGUGAUGUGUUAGAUAUUCAUAUUUUGUCUGCAACGAUGAUUUAAGUGCUUUAUGAGUUAUUCAAAAAUUACAAAAUUCAUAUUUCACUUAAAGUCGUUUGAUACAUAUAACUUUGGUAACUACAAUAUAUAAUAAAUUUUGAUAA